UUUUCGUCUUUUGCAACACAUCUUUUUAUUCAAAUAAUUGCUCAGUUCAGAAAUUGAGAUGAAAAAUAAAACAGAGAAUUCCGAUUUACAAGUUUCGAGUGCAAAAGAAGAUGCCAAAGAUUCGAAAAAUGAAGAAAUUCAGAAGAAACCGGUAAAUUCUAUGAACUCAAAUAUUCUCUCACUAAAUAUGCCUGUCAUUGUCAGUGCUGUCGUAGCAGUUGGCAUUGUGAUAUCUAUUGCGGGCAGCUACGGAGUUCAAAAGUACCGGAUUAAGUAUGUUAUUCCGCCUCAGCAGGAGAAAACGUUUUUAUUCCCAUUCAAUCAGAAGACCGACAGUUCGUCAAGCCUACGAAACGUGGUAAAUAGUCAUUAUAUCUUGAAUUUCAUUCACGUUAGUAAUCCCGCAACAAAUCUCAUAACUUUUUCGAUUGAGAAAAAUGGAACUACCAUACUCCCCAAUCAACUUGAGACAAUUGAAAAUGGAAUUCCGGUAGUUUUUAACGGUGGAAAACUUACUUUUAAAUACAAUCAAUUAAUCGUGGGAAUCAAUUAUUUUUUCCACGCUAACUCAAGUAUCACAGUAGUGAUUGAUUCUCUUGGAAGUGCACCAAACAGAUCGAGUGAUAAUCUUACAGUUGUCAUUUCACAAGGUGACGACCAAAUUUUGAAAAUUCCGUUGAAAUCAGGUUCAAGAAAAUACUUCUCAUUCCCAAGUGAAAAUGGAACGGCGUUCUCGAGCGAAAAAGAUAUUGAUACUCAAAUUAAGUCAAUUGCUAAUUCAUGGUUGGACGGUGUAAAUAUAUUGGUUCCCAAAGAAUUUCUAGAGCGUCUUCCAAAAGCGUACCUGGAAAUUAUGGAAUAUGCAUAUGCGUACGUGGCAAAUAGCUUGAAUUUCAUUCCAAGCGCCAAACUGAUUGGUCAGUAUGAAAACUUCACAGUGGAUCAAACCAUGUUUUUCAUUCAAUCACGCAACGAGGGAUUUACGAGUUUUGAUGAUCAAGUUUUUCCACUGAUGACAUUACUAAAACUAAACCAUAUUGAUACUUUGAAUAUUCUAAACUCUUGGAUGAGCACGAUCAAUGAGCUGGGAUAUAUGGGAAAUCGAUUUUCUGAAGCUGGAAUUGUGUUGGAAAAAAUUCAGUCGCCACUUCUCUUCCAAUUAGUCAAGGAAGCUCUGUCAACUCAACCCAAAAUCAUAACCAAAGAUAACCAAUUUAUCGAAAAGCUUGAGUAUAUUGCUGAAAAUACUUGGAAAAACUCAAUUGGGCCCGGAAGACUGUUGGAUGUGAAGUGGAUGGGACAUUCUAGAGGAAUAUUUCAACUGGAGCCAGCUACAAAAACGGGAGAAUCUUCGUUUGAACUGUUUUGCCUGAUUGGGGACAUGUGUCGCAUUAUGAACAAGGUUUAUGAGAGAGUUGAUGAAUAUGAUUCCAAAUGGCAGCAAAGAUAUCUUGACUUUGAAGCUGCUCUGCCCAAAUAUUGGAACAAGGAACUGCAGCAAUAUGGAGAUUUGGAAACUGGAAAGUUCAAACCAAACUCAUCCUCGCAUGCAUUAAUCACUUUAUCGCUAGUUAAUGAAACAUCUGAGGAUCUCACAAGAUUCUUACAGAACAUUCAAACAGAUAAUAACUUCACUCCUUUGGGUCUUCAAAUGUCCGAAGAUGACGGUGUUUCAGUAUCUGCCAAUUACUUGUUACUUCGAUCUCUCCAAUUCUAUGCUCUUCAAUCCAGCCCAGCUCAAGAAAUGUCUCUUCAAAUGUAUUCCAUUCUGAAAAACAAUUUGGCUGCUGCAAUUGCUCGAGCUUAUCGUCCAGAGAAAAUUUUCUACGGGAAAUUCGACAGAAAUAUGCGACCUCUCGGAGCAAAAGAGGCACUGGAUGGGGCUCUCAUUUUUGCAAUCAUGUCCACACCAAUGUGAUUAUGUGUUUUAUUUUUGAAUUCUCAGAUUUUCAACAAAAAAAAACACAUUACUUCUGGUUGUAUAAGUCGUAAUUUUACGAAUAACAUUUUUUGGUAUUUAUUUAAUUUAUUAUUAUUUUUGUUCAAAAUAUUUCUUAAAUAUUACAACAUUUAAAUUAAUUUAUCACUCUUUCAAAUACAUAAUAAAUUGUUAUUU
Messenger RNA from Caenorhabditis elegans, 2116 nucleotides. It is a transcript of the gene R03E9.2, whose product is annotated as Glycosyl hydrolase family 63 C-terminal domain-containing protein. The transcript is spliced from 13 exons. Bases 59 to 1918 code for a protein of 619 amino acids. Gene Ontology annotation, biological process: carbohydrate metabolic process; oligosaccharide metabolic process. NCBI's taxonomy places the organism in Eukaryota, Metazoa, Nematoda, Chromadorea, Rhabditida, Rhabditidae. Gene Ontology annotation, molecular function: Glc3Man9GlcNAc2 oligosaccharide glucosidase activity. The record is from RefSeq and is marked reviewed.